CGGCCAGAAACCCCUCCCCUCCUGCAAGGUCCCAAGGGUCCUGUUAGUGUUAAUGCAGGGCUGACUUUGGUGUGCACUAUCAGCUACAUCCCGAACAAGCUCCCCCGGCCAGUCUCGGUCAAGCCCAAUGAGAGAGGCAAAGUUAAGACCCCUCUCUUCCCCCCCAUGACCACCCAAGACAACUGCAAGACUGAAAUCUCUUCCAUCAUCGGACGCGUCCACAGGGCGAUCCCCCCCUCUCUAAACGAACCCUCCCCAGCUCUUCGCCUCGAACACCUCUACGAGCUCCCUGGUUCAAAGAAACCGUCUUCACGCUGACAGCACUACCACUGACUGUCGUUCGACUACUUUCCACCUUACCUUGGCGACUUCUCGCUCCCGACUGGACCGAACCUCAAGUUCUCUACCCCGCCUCUGCGAUCCCCCCAAGACUAAACUAACUUGGACACCAUGUUUGGUCUCGUCCCCCAUCUCCUGUCCUCCAUCGCCGCCUUCCUGUUCCCCGUCUUCGCUUCCUACAAAGCGCUCAAGUCGUCCGACCCCGCCCAGCUGACACCAUGGCUCAUGUACUGGGUCGUCCUGAGCUGUGGGCUUCUCAUAGAAUCCUGGCUUGACUGGGUCCUCUUCUGGGUUCCAUUAUACUCGUACGCUCGUCUCCUCUUCCUCCUUUACCUCGUCCUCCCGCAAACCCAAGGAGCUCGCUUCCUAUACGAGUCCUACGUCCACCCGUUCCUAGAGGACAACGAAACACACAUCGAACAAUUCAUCGCCGACGCCCACGACCGACUCAAAGCCGCCGGCAUGUCAUACCUGAAGCAAGCCAUCGAGUUCGUCAAGACGAACAUCCUCGGCAUGCCCCCCUCCGAACCCGCCCCGGAACAACCUCCCGCCAGCGCCGCGCCGCAGUCCUACACCCAAUCUCUUCUGGCGCGGUUCAACGUCCCCACGGCUCGCACCAACGCCGGCGCAUCCGACCUCUACAACUUCCUCGCCGGUGCCGUCGCCGCAGCAGCCUCAGCAGCCAACGCGGCGACCAGCUCCUCCGGCCCUACUGCUGCUGCUGCCGGUGCUGCUGCCGGUGCUAGGGGUGACGACGCCUCGUCGGGGGAUACGGUGUCUGCCGCGACGACGACGUCCGGGUUGAACCUCUCCAGCUUCGUCCCGUCCAACCUGACCGGCGCAGGGGAGAAGGUGGCCUUCAUCGCAACACAGCGGGAACGCCUCAACGCCGUGCUCGGCGCGCUGGACCGUGAAGCCCGGGCGCUGGACCGCGAGGCGACGGUGCGGGAGGAUCGGGACGAGGAUCGGCACCAGGACCGGGACGAGGGCGGCUUGGGGGUGCGCGAAGAGCCCAGGACGCGGAGACCCUCGAGCAGCUCGGGUGGAUUUGGCGAGAUGAAUCGGAACCGGAGCGAGUCGGAAUUCGAGAAGGUCGAGGCGGAGAGCGGGGCGGAAGACGAGGAUGGCGGUGUUCGUCGCCGGCCUGCGCCUAGUGGUGGCACGGGUUCGUGGUUGCCGUUCGGAUGGCGCGGGGCUGGAGAUGGUGGCAGCGGGGGUGGCACACCCACGGGCCAGGAUGGGCGGCAGGGGAGGAGUUCGGGGAUCGAUGCCGACUUGUAGAUCUGGGCCUCCCUCUCUGCCGGUCGAUGGCCGUUUGAUCUUAUUGUGAGAUGUUGAGAUGUGGAAGAGCGUUGGGCAAAAAUUUGCCGUGACGGAAGGCUACCAACGAGACAGCUUCAACACCGGGAGCUUGGCCCUCAACGCCGCGCUAUAUUUCUUGCUAGUUUAUACACAGGACUAGUUUAUACACCGGACAACACUAUAUCCUACACCGGAGCUUAUGGGAUGUAC
Molecule: messenger RNA, 1851 nt
Organism: Sodiomyces alkalinus F11
Lineage: Eukaryota; Fungi; Ascomycota; Sordariomycetes; Glomerellales; Plectosphaerellaceae
Exons: 3
Coding region: 451-1620 (389 amino acids)
Source: RefSeq, a predicted model, not a curated record